Coregonus sp. 'balchen' is the source of this 16534-nucleotide messenger RNA. The record is from the annotation of a GenBank genome assembly. Lineage: Eukaryota; Metazoa; Chordata; Actinopteri; Salmoniformes; Salmonidae.
CUUAGCAUACAGUUCUAGAUAACGGACUAAAGGGAGAUACGAUAACCGAUUUGGCACCAAACAGGAAUUACGGUAAAAUAGCCUAUAUCAUUUUACUAUUGUGAAGUUAGCCAACAUUUGUAUUUGUUCAUAUAAAUAUUUUCAGUACUUCCCAGGCUCUUUAUUUAGAAUGAGAAGAGACGUAUUUAUAGAUUUAUAGACUUCUAGAUUUAUUUAUAGACUUUAGUCAAUAGUGGUCAACAGGAGGAUGCUCUUUCAGAAUUAGUGGGGUAUAGAAUAGAAUGAAAUGUGAUGUAUGCAUGAAAAUGAAAUUUUUAUCAUCACCACUGUCGUAGAAUCUAUCAUAGAUGUCAAUAUCAAUCUAGGGAAACGUUGAUUUCGUUCACAUUUGAAUAUCAGAGUUGAAACUCUGAUAGUGAGAUGAGGGAGGAAGGAAGAAGAGGGAGGGUUUUAUCAUCAUGUCUUUUGCUGCUCAAGCCAGAUAGUCUACUGUACAGUAGAGGUUGAAUUUAUGCAUACACAGGUAAAAUAUACUCUGCUGACUAUUCAGCUGCUAGGCUUGAUGUGUUACAUGUGUUUUAGUUAAUCACUUCUUCUAAUGUAUUAAAAUGCUUCUGUUUAAAUUUGUCUCUGCAGGUUGUUCCUCUGCAAACCACUGUUUGGACAGCCUACAUUGUUUACCUUGCAAAUGAGAGCCUAGUUUUGGAAGGAGAAACUCAAACAAACUAUUUUACUUGGAGUUAUUUGAUCUUUCCUGAGGAAGUCAGUCAGUGAAACAGAAUUCAAGAUGGAGAAUAUGGAAGAUGGGAAGGUAAGCAACACAUUAGGUCUGUCAUCUUCUCACAUCUAGUAUUCUCCAGUGCUUGACUUGGACUGAAAUAGGUGCCGGUACUCAUUUUGGGUGCUGGUACUAUUUAUAUUUAGGUGCAGGAACUCAACAAUAUUUUUGAGCUAAUAUUCUAUAAAAGGUGCAGGAACUCAAGCAGUAGUCAUUUUGAGGUGCUGGUACUCAGCUCUGGUGAGCUCCUGCCCAAGUCAUGGACUGGUCUUUUCAUAUAGUUACUGAUUACAUCAUCUUACUUUAUUCAUUUAUUUCAUGUUCUUUCUUUUUAUUGUUGUUACAAUUAUAGUUGUUAUUGUUUCCUUUCACAACUUAACAAUGCAAUUGAAUUACAUCACCAUUUUAACCACAUAAGUUACUCUACCAUUACACCAGUUGUGCAACUGUAUGUUUACUACGACUCUUCUCCUCCACCUCAUUGUACAUUAUACAUUCAUUUAUCUCUGGUGACUGUUUUAUAAACAAUCCUCAUCCAGCAGCUGUGUUUCCUGAGGAAGAGUAGAGCAGUGUGUUUUUCCCUCCCUGUCUUUGUCUCCCUACCUUUAAUGAGUCAGUCAGAGAAUGGUAUUUACGAGAAGGAGACGGGUAAACACUACCUUUCCUCUCUGGCAUGUAGAAGAACAGGGGAUGGGGUAGAAGGGGAGUGGGAGAGGAGAGAGGAAAGCGAGCGAGGGAGGGGGGAGAGAGAAGGAGAAAGGGGAUUGGUGGAUGCUACAGCUACAGGUGACAUGUCUGAACUUGAGCAUGUCUGUUUAUUCUCUGGCCUGUACCUGCAUGUAGGACUAGGAGAGACACAGACAGAAUGAGGGAAGAGAGAGUGAUAUGUGGUAAGAAAAGGGGGUUAUAGGAAAUGAUGUGUGAGGUAAGAGAAAUAAGUAGAAAGAGUCUUAUGAUAGAGGGAGCAAUAGUAAAAGUAAUAGUGUGACAGAGGGAUAGAGUUAUAAGCCCUUGUAAACAGUAGUUAUGUGGAGAUUAUCCAUUAGGCCUAGAUUGGCCAUCAGACCCCCCAUGAUGAACCCUGUGACCACAGAUCUCCAUACAUUGACUUAGCAACACAAGGCUUUCCUUAUUCUCUAUCACUUACAUAAAGUACCCCUAACAACACUGUUAACCUAGUCAUGAUUACACUCUUAAGCCACUCUAAAAUGCAGAUGGAUCGGAUGCUUAUUGUUACCAGAUGCUUCUUCAUAUGGUUGCUUAGCUACAACACGGCUUGUCUUUUGAAACAGGUUGCACACUGUUGGUUGCCUUUCUCUUCUUUGUGGCUGUUAGGCAAUGAGACUUUCCCACUAACCGUUGAUGUGAAAUUGAGCUCCUUGCCAAUAGCAUGUCACUCACUGGCCAUGUUGUUACACUACAUGACCAAGAGUAUGUGUACACCUGCUCAUUGAACAUCUCAUUCCAAAAUCAUGGGCAUUAAUAUGGAGUUGGUCCCCCCUUUGAUGCAAUAACAGCCUCCACUCUUCUGGGAAGGCUUUCCACUAGAUGUUGGAACGUUGCUGUGGGGACUUGUUUCCAUUCAGCCACAAGAGCAUUAGUGAGGUCUGGCACUGAUGUUGGGCUAUUAGGCCUGGUUUGCAGUUGACAUUCCAAUUCAUCCCAAAGGUGUUCAAAGGGGUUGAGGUCAGAGCUCUGUGCAGGCCAGUCAAGUUCUUCCACACCGAUCUCGACAAAUCAUUUCUGUUUGGACCUCGCUUUGUGUACGUGGGCAUUGUCAUGCUGAAACAGGAAAGGGCCUUCCCCAAACUGUUGCCACAAAGUUGGAAGCACAGAAUCGUCUAGAAUGUCUUUGUAUGCUGUAACAUUAAGAUUUCCCUUCACUGGAACUAAGUGGCCUAGCCCGAAUGAUGAAAAACAGCCCCAGACCAUUAUUCUUCCUCCACCAAACUUUACAGUUGGCUCUAUGCAUUCGGGCAGGUAGCGUUCUCCUGGCAUCCGCCAAACCCCGAUUCGUCCGUCGGACUGCCAGUUGGUGAAGCGUGAUUCAUCACUCCAGAGAAGGCAUUUCCACUGCUCCAGAGUCCAAUGGCUGCAAGCUUUACACCACUCCAGCUGACGCUUGGCAUUGCGCAUGUUGAUCUUAGGCUUGUGUGUGACUGCUCGGCCAUGGAAACCCAUUUCAUGAAGCUCCAGACGAUCAGUUAUUGUGCUGAUGUUGCUUCCAGAGGCAGUUUGGAACUCAGUAGUAAGUGUUGCAACCGAGGACAGAUUAUUUUUAUGCGCUAAGAGCUUCAGCACUCAGCGGUCCCGUUCUGUGAGCUUGUGUGGCCUACUACUUCGCGACUGAGCUGUUGUUGCUCCUAGACAUUUCCAUUUCACAAUAACAGCACUUACAGUUGACCGGGGCAGCUCUAGCAGGGCAGAAAUUUGACAAACUGACUUGUUGGAAAGGUGGCAUCCUAUGACGGUGCCACGUUGAAUGUCACUGAGGUCUUCAUUAAGGCCAUUCUACUGCCAAUGGUUGUCUAUGGAGAUUGCAUGGCUGUGUGCUCGAUUUUAUACACCUGUCAGCAACGAGUGUGGCUUAAAUAGCCGAAUAUACUAAUUUGUCCACAUACUUUUGUGUAUAUAUAGUGUAUAUUGACUAACAGCAUUGAUGGGAAAUGAGAAAUGUUACAAAUAGGGAGGUUCAAGACCCUCGUAUGACAUCACAGUCAAAUGGGGGGAUGGAUUGCAAAAGGAAAUAGCAAAAUGGCAUUAUACUGGGAAAGAUGGGUUAGUCUGUGGACAUCGGAGGGUUGGAGUUAAAGAUCAGAAUGAAUGGUGGAUUGGCCACUGUGGGUGAAAAUCCAGCACUUGCAGAAAGAUGAAAUUAGGAAUAGAGAGACAGAGAUAGAGAAUCAGAUGGACAGAUAAUAGGAUGAGAAACAGAAGGGCUUCAUUAUACAUCAGAAAUCACUUUUCCGGUCAUGUGACACACACACACACACACACACACACACACACACACACACACACAGCAGGUAGGCACACUUUGACAAAUGCGCAUACGUCUUCAUAGGUUUGUGUAAGACAGAUGUUGUGCAAGUCAACAAGCUUUACAGGCUUUUUAGUACAGUCCAGUAUGUAUGGUAUAUACACAUGCACACUCAACCAUGCUACUCGUUGUUUAUUAUCUAUGCAUAGUCACUUUACCCCUACCUACAUGUACAUAUUAGCUCAAUUACCUCGACUAACCUGUACCCCUGCACAUUGAUUCGGUACUGGUACCCCCUGUAUAUAGCCUCGUCCUUACUCACUCAGCCACUCCCUUAUUUAGUCAUAUUAUGAACUGUGACGGUAUUCAGUACAGUAAAUGACACACUCACACACUCUUUCCUGGUAUCUUACUCAACAUUAAAGCUGGAAUCCUUAAUGGUCAAACUGCCACAUCCGUUUGGGCUAUUACAACAACAAAGAAGUUACUGUAAACAACGAACACUGUAUUUUUUUCCUCUGACAUCGUUGCACGCACGAUAGAACAACAGAUUAGGUACAGCGAUUUUUGUUUUACCACAUUGGGCUGCACCCCUUUUUUAUGUUUUUUAUUUUUUUUAUUUAACCUUUAUUUAACUAGGCAAGUCAGUUAAGAACAAAUUCUUAUUUACAAUGAUGGCCUACCAAAAGGCAAAAGGCCGUUGGGUGGACAGUGGCACUGAUUCCUUUACUGCAGAUUCCAUCUUUAACAUGUCUGUGCAGAUGAAAUAUGAAGGCCCACUUCUAUUAAAGAGACACACACACAAACACACUCACCAGCCUGUCCUUCCAGCCCAUACCUCUGACGACAGUCAAAACUUGUUGACUUGCCCAACAUUUGUUUUACACAAACCUAUAAAGAUUUACAUCAUCUCAUUGGGAUUAUUCUUUUGAAGGGGCCCUGUUUUACCGUCUUUACAUAUCUUACUUAACUGAAUGAAUAGGCCUACUACAAGUUUUCUGUUUGUUUUAGAUGACUGGGUAUUGUAAUGCCAGAAGGCCAGAGUGUCCUUCCUAGGGAAAUACAAUAUGCCUGAUUAGUACUAUCACAGAACAUAACACUUUUAUCAGUGUAACUUGGGUAAUGAAACCCUUUCAGCAUUUUAUUCUUAUGGCACUGACGUCUGUGUUUUUAGCGUUAGCCCGGGUUACCUCCGUACAUAGUCAUUCUGUGUCAGUUGGUCUUUGAUUUGAAUUAUGUUCCAGAACUAAGCCUCUUAGUUAGGCCUCCUAGACAUAUACUAGGACCGUUAUGACAAUGUUACGAUCAUCAGUUUUCCUCUACAUUCCUGUACACACGUAGCCUAUGUUUCAUAACAUUACAAGACUGUUUUCCAUCUUCAAAACAAAUCGUUUUAUUUGUACCCAUUGUGUUAAACUGUGACAGUUCUAGUGACUGUUAGAAACAGUGUGGCCAAUCACAGAACCAGCGAGUUACAUCUAUCAUUACAAGAACAGACUGUUCAGUCCAGGACAAUACAACACAAAGCAGUCUGUCUUGGGUGACACUGCUUUCACACUGUGAUAUAAAGGGAACUGCCAAAAUAAAGGAAACACCAACAUAAAGUGUCUUAAUAGGGCGUUGGGCCACCACAAGCCAGAACAGCUUCAAUGAGCCUUGGCAUAGAUUCUACAAGUGUCUGGAUGUGACACCAUUCUUCCAUGAGAAAUUCUAUAGUUUGAGGUUUUGUUGAUGGUGGUGAAAAACGCUGUCUCAGGUGCCUCUCCAGAAUCUCCCAUAAGUGUUCAAUUGGAUGGGGGCAUUGUCAUCCUGGAAGAGACCACUUCCAUCAGGAUAGAAAUGAUUCACCAUAGGUUGAAGGUGAUCACUCACUUACCACUAUGCCCACUGUUCCCUCAUAUCAAUCUAUCAAUGUCGUGUGCAGGUUGACUGAGCCUGUGUGUGAUAAUGUUAUUGAUACUGCCAUGCUGUGUUAUUGUGUCAUUUUGGUGAUAUAUGUAGAUAUUAAGUCUGGUGACGUGGUGGACAGAGACCAUAUUACAUUAUACUGCUCUCCUGUAGCAUACAUACAUAAUAAACCUGUGGUUUUCAACUGGUUUUGCCUCGGGACCCAAAUUGAACCAGGCGACCCAAUUUUUGCAUCGUGAAAAAGAAUCGCCAAUAUACAAUCUAUAAAAAAAAAUUAAUGCUACAUUGAUAGUAAAUGUAGCAAUUAUAUGACAAGGGAACAACAUUCCCACCUCAGUGGCUUGAGACCAUAAAAUCAACCAAAAUAGUGCUGCUAAUAUCUCUAUAUUGAAAAUACUGUGAUUGAAGAAAAAAUUGUUCAGAGAUUAAAUUAUUUACAAAUAUAAGUUACUUAUAAUUUCUAGUCUUUCUAUCUGGUUUAAGUUGUUUAAGUUCAAACCUCCCGUGCCCCACAUUUGGGUCAGGACCCACCAGUUGAGAAUUACUGGACUAAACAACAGUCAUUGAUUGGUUAGAAUGAAAGUCUGUUAUGUGGAGCCGCUGGAUAUUUUACAUCACUGCCUUAUGCUGUGUUUAUGUAGGAAAUGUAUAUAUUAGUAUCUAUGAGUAAUAACGUGUGUAAUAAGGAGUAGCCUACCUUUGUUUAAUAAUAACGGAUAUACUGUCAUGUCACGUUUCCUAUAGCCUACAUUCUCUGUAAAAUAGAUGUGGUAUUUGAGAUGAGUAGGUUGUUCCUUUUAAAAGAGACCACAUCAAACAGGGUUUCUCUGGUCUGGCCCAGGGCUUUCCAUAGGAGACUUUCAUUAUAACCAAUCAGCUUGGUGCUGCUAUGUUGGCCAGCUUUAAUUGUCACAACUGACUAUCAUUCACCAAGAAGCCACAGCUAAAAAGAAAAAUCUUCAUGCCAGAUGUAUUCACUUGGUAUUUGUUUAAGUAGUAGUUAGUAUUAAUAUAUUAACGCAUAUUGGACUGGUAUUACAGCCAAACCCAAUACAAUAGGUCUCAACACUAGAAUACAGUAGCAUAAAUCCACAUCAUCCUCAAGACUCCGGGUUGAUCAGGAUUGUGAAACAUGGUUCCAUUUCCACUGUUUUGUAACAGCUAGCCUAGCGUGGCAGCAGUUAGACAGUGACAGCUUGAAAGCACAAGAGAGGGAGGAAAAUCAGAAAGAGAAUGGUUCAUUGUGUGUUUUCUACUGUCACUGGUAACAACAAGAGCUUUGUGGGCCAAGACACUGGCUAUGAUGACAAUGACAGAAUUAUUGUACACUACAUCUCCAUCCAUAUGCAUUAGACCAGUGGAUAUCUAAUUUCCUGUUUUUCUCUCUCUCUCGCUCUCGCUCUCACUCUUUCUCUCUCUCUCUUUCUCUCUCUCUCUCUCUCUCAAUUCAAUUUAAGGGCUUUAUUGGCAUGGGAAACAUAUGUCAACAUUGCCAAAGCAAGUGAAGUAGAUAGUAAACAAAAGUGAAAUAAACAAUACAUUUUAACAGUAAACAUUAUACUCAGAAGUUCCAAAAGAAUAAAGACAUUUCAAAUGUCAUAUUAUGUCUAUAUACAGUGUUAUAAUUAUGUGCAAAUAGUUAAAGUACAAAAAGGAGAAUAAAUCAACAUAAAUAUAGGUUGUAUUUACAAUGGUGUCUGUUCUUCACUGGUUGCCCUUUUCUUGUGGCAACAGGUCACAAAGCUUGCUGCUGUUAUUGCACACUGUGGUAUUUUACCCAAUAGAUAUGUGAGUUUAUCAAAAUUGGAUUUGUUUUAGAAUUCUUUUUGGGUCUGUGUAAUCUGAGGGAAGUAUGUGUCUCUAAUAUGGUCAUACAUUUGGCAGGAGGUUAGGAAGUGCAGCUCAGUUUCCACCUCAUUUUGUGGUCAGUGUGCACAUAACCUGUCUUCUCUUGAGGGCCAGGUCUGGCUACGGCGGCCUUUCUCAAUAGCAAGGCUAUGCUCACUGAGUCUGUACAUAGUCAAAGAUUUCCUUAAUUUUGGGUCAGUCACAGUGGUCAGGUAUUCUGUCACUGUGUACUCUCAGUUUAUGGCCAAAUAGCAUUCUAGUUUGCUCUGUUGUUUUGUAAAUUCUUUCCAAUGUGUCAAGUAAUUAUAUUUUGGUUUUCUCAUGAUUUGGUUGGGUCUAAUUGUGUUGCUGUCCUGGGGCUCUGUGGGAUCUGUUUGUGUUUGUGAACAGAGCCCCAGGACCAGCUUGCUUAGGGGACUCUUCUCCAGGUUUAUCUCUCUGUAGGUGAUGGCUUUGUUAUGGAAGGUUUGGGAAUCGCUUAUUUUUAGCUCUUUUCUGGAUUUUGAUAAUUAGCGGGUAUCUCUCUCUCUCUGUCUCUCUCUGUCUCUCUCUCUGUCUCUCUCUCUGUCUCUCUCUCUCUCUCUCUCUCUCUCUCUCUCUCUCUCUGUCUCUCUGUCUCUCUCUCGCUGUCUCUCUGUCUCUGUCUCUGUCUCUCUCUCUCUCUCUCUCUCUCUCUCUCUCCCUCUCUUGCUCCUUUUCUCUGUCACAUCCCAUCCUGCAUACACUUUCUUGUUCUUAUCUGUUUUUUUCUCUCUCUAUUGUUUUAACACCCCUCUCCCUCCAUCACCCCCUCUCUCUCCCUGCUUUCCCUUUCCCUCUCUCUCUUCCUCCCUAUAUCUCUCCUCCAUCCCCAGAAGAAGAAGGGAGUGACCUGUUACCUCCUCUACUGUGUCACUACAGCCGUCAUCGGCUCCCUGCAGUUCGGAUACAACACUGGAGUCAUCAAUGCCCCUGAGCAGGUGUGUGUGUGCGGUGUGCGUGUGCGUGUGUGUGUGUGUGUGGUGUGCUGUGUGUGUGUGUGUGUGUGUGUGUGUGUGUGUGUGUGUGUGUGUGUGUGUGUGUGUGCGCGGUAUGCAUGCAAUACAGGAGUGGUCACACACGUCUGAGUUGGAGGGAUGUGCUGGUUUUUUUCAACUUUGUCUCCCCCUUGUGGGCAGUCAGUGCCAGUACUCAUGUGUAUUGACUAUAACAGUCAAGGCUGGAACAGGGCUGGACACUCUGUACAUCUCCAGGACUAGGGGUUUAGACCACUUGUCUAAAUCCUCAGUGAUAUUCCCACCCUUUAACCUCUGAAGGUUCUAAGUCUGUCAUCUCCACUCUCAGAAACUGCGACGGUUCUUCCAGAAUGUGUCUAUGGAUCGUUAUGGAGAGCCCUUCUCCCCUGGGACUAACACCAUGGUGUGGAGCUUCGCUGUGGCCAUCUUCAGUGUGGGGGGCAUGGUUGGAUCCUUGUCUGUGGGGGUCAUGGUCGACAGGUUUGGGAGGUGAGUUAAAGACUAAUGAUACAAAGAAAUGCAGAUGUACAGUAAAUGGAAGGGGUUUUGUAUCUGUAAAGACUUUGUAGUGUUUUUUUUACAUUUUUAUUCCCAACAUCACAAUGAGAGGUGUGCGGCAUGUAAAUAUUUGCUCUCAAAGAUGAGCCAAGGGCAAUUUGCCAAUUUGGUGAUGUAAUGUUAAUUGAGGUCUUACCUCCUGACCUGGCCUCAUCUCACCUAAUUUCUCUGUAGUUCAACUCAAUUGCACUCUUUAUUUAGCAGGCCAUUCAUGGUAUCUGGCAGGGCACUGGACUAAAUGGCUUCCCUCCAUCUUUCUAACCAUCACACCUUUUUCCUCCUACUUUCUUUCUUUCCUUUCCCCUUUAUCUAUCCUCCUGUCUCUCUCGCUCUCUCUCUCCCUCUCCCCAGGCGUAAGUCCAUGCUCCUGGCCAACGUGCUAGCCCUUCUGGGUGGAACUCUGAUGGGUCUGUCCAGCCUGUGUAACUCCUUUGAGAUGGUCAUCAUUGGCAGGCUGGUCAUUGGCGUGUUCUGUGGCCUGUGUACAGGACUAACGCCCAUGUACGUGGGAGAGCUGGCCCCCACGCACCUCAGGGGGGCCUUCGGCACCCUCCACCAGCUGGGAGUAGUCAUUGGCAUCCUGGUGGCACAGGUACGACAGAGAGGACCAGGCACUUGUUCACUUUGAUUUAGGUUCUUCUGGUUCAAACUCUACUGAGUUUAUUGUAAUUAAUUGAACUUAAUGUUAUUGACCGAUCUACUUUUUCUGUACAAUCAAGUCAGUUAAAUCUAUUUUAGUUUGAGCAUUACCUUUCUACUACCCUAAGGUUUAACCCUGCCCAUCCUGCUGUCACUCUCUCUGCUCCGUAGGUCUUUGGUCUGGAGUUUCUGCUGGGGUCAGACUCCCUGUGGCCCCUCCUGCUGUCCCUGACGGCCAUCCCUGCUGUGGUGCAGAGCAUCAUGCUGCCCUUCUGCCCAGAGAGCCCCCGCUACCUCCUCAUCAGCCUCAACCAGGAGGAGGAGGCUCGCAAAGGUCAGAGAGAGGAGACAUGUUACUGAUCGUAUUACAGAAAGGAGAUAUUACUGAUCAUAUUAAAUAAAGGAGAUAUUACUGAUCAUAUUAAAUAAAGGAGAUAUUACUCAUCAUAUUAAAUAAAGGAGAUAUUACUGAUCAUAUUAAAUAAAGGAGAUAUUACUGAUCAUAUUAAAUAAAGGAGAUAUUACUGAUCAUAUUAAAUAAAGGAGAUAUUACUGAUCAUAUUAAAUAAAGGAGAUAUUACUCAUCAUAUUAAAUAAAGGAGAUAUUACUCAUCAUAUUAAAUAAAGGAGAUAUUACUGAUCAUAUUAAAUAAAGGAGAUAUUACUGCUCAUAUUAAAUAAAGGAGAUAUUACUGAUCAUAUUAAAUAAAGGAGAUAUUACUGAUCAUAUUAAAUAAAGGAGAUAUUACUGAUCAUAUUAAAUGAAGGAGAUAUUACUCAUCAUAUUAAAUAAAGGAGAUAUUACUGAUCAUAUUAAAUAAAGGAGAUAUUACUGAUCAUAUUAAAUAAAGGAGAUAUUACUGAUCAUAUUAAAUGAAGGAGAUAUUACUCAUCAUAUUAAAUAAAGGAGAUAUUACUGAUCAUAUUAAAUAAAGGAGAUAUUACUGAUCAUAUUGCACAGCACUCAUUUAGGGGACUUUAUUAUUUGACUGUUUACUUAGAAAUUAUGUGGUAUAAAAGUCAUUACAUGACAGUUACUCUGUUGUUUAUUUGGGAUUCACAUUAGUACCAGAAAGUACCUACUAUUUAACAAAUGUCUCUCUCUCCCUCCCUUCAGCCCUGGUGCGUCUGCGUGGCUGUGAGGAUGUAAGUGAUGACAUCCAGGAGAUGAAGGAGGAAGGGAUGAAGAUGGCCAUGGAGAAGAAGGUCACUAUUCCAGAACUCUUUCGCUCGCCGGCCUACCGUCAGCCAAUCAUCAUCGCCAUCAUCCUGCAGCUCUCCCAGCAGCUCUCUGGCAUCAAUGCAGUGAGUAGACUACAACUCCCACAAUGCAACAUAAUUCGGGCCAGGAGUUCUUUCAUACUACAUAGUCGAACUAUGAAAAACAUCAGGGAAAAAUACUUUAAGUAGGACAGACAGUUUUUCCUUCUCUUAAUCCAUGACCACUGAUCUAACAAUACAUUACAUGAAAACAAGAUGGUGGAAACCUAUCCAGACCUUUUAUAAAUUACUAACCAAUGGAAAGGAGAUGAGGAAAGAGAGAUGCAUAGCCACAUAUUUCAAAAGAGGAAGAUCGAAAUGAGCCUGUCCAGAUAAAGUUAUUGCCUUCAACGCAAUGACCUUUAGACUGGGGCUAAUUCAGAGGGCCUUUUUACUGAAGAAUGUGUUUGUUUCAUAUGUUUGUGUUUUGCUUUUCGUGUUUUGUGUUUGCUUUUCAUGUAUUGAUGUGUAUAUAGAUACGUAUAGUGCAAUUGUUGUUUAUUGAUGUGUUCAUGCAGGGCUCAUCUGCGAAAGAGACAGUGGUCUCAGCAUGACUCCCUGCUUAAAUAAAGGUUACAUAGAAAAAAUAAUCAAAAUACAGCAUCAAUCAAACCCAGAUGGCCGCAGAACACACUCAAACAACAGCCCUCUCUGUCUAUAGGAGUAAACAUGGGCCAACAUCAACAACAACAACUAGAUUUAACCAGAUACAUAUCCUCAUAUUGGUUAUGAAUGUAAUCAACAACCUCUCUCCUACUUCCUCCUCAGGUGUUCUACUAUUCGACAGGUAUAUUUGAUACUGCCGGUGUGACCCAGCCCAUCUACGCCACUAUUGGAGCUGGGGUGGUCAACACUCUAUUCACAGUGGUGUCUGUAAGUAUUUUAACACAUAUCUGGUCAAAUAAAAUAAUACAGAAAUAGUACAGUUUGAUAGUGCACUACUUUUGACCAGACUCCUAUAUGAAAUGUGAUACCCUUGGACACAUUCUAAGCACUUCCUUGUUUGAUUCACAGCUCUUCCUGGUGGAGAGGGCGGGACGAAGGACCCUGCACCUCAUCGGAUUGGCUGGAAUGGCUGUCUGUGCUCUGCUCAUGACCAUCUCCCUCUCAUUGGUGGUGAGUUUCAAUCUUGACUGUCCAUCAUUUCAAAUGUCAAGAACCCGACAAUAACUAUUCUUGUCACAUCAUUAAAAUCCUUGACAGGAUUUUAUUCCACUGCUUAAUAUAUUUGAUCCCUUCCAUUCCUUCCCUCCUCUCUAAGUAGAAGACCAACCCGUCUCUGAGCUACAUGGCCAUCGUGGCGGUGUUUGGUUUCGUGGCCAGUUUUGAGAUGGGUCCAGGUCCUAUCCCAUGGUUCAUAGUUGCUGAGCUGUUCUCCCAGGGGCCUCGGCCUGCAGCUAUGGCCGUCGCCGGCUGCUCCAACUGGACCGCCAACUUUCUGGUCGGACUGGGCUUCCCCAAACUGGAGGUUGGGUCUUCUUCCUCGCCCUGCCCCUCUCACUACAGACACCUAUGUAUAUGUAUCAGGAUAAAUCUGCAGGCCUCAAAGCUGAAUGAAUGGGAUUGGCACCAUUAUAAGACCAAUACAUCUGACAAACUUUACAGCUUAGCUUGUGUACCUCUCUAACCUCCUCUCUCUCUCGCUCUCCUCUACAGGAGCUGUGUGGUCCUUACGUCUUCAUCAUCUUCAUGAUCUUCCUCAUAUUCUUCUUCGUCUUCACCUACUUCAAAGUCCCGGAGACCAAGGGGCGGACCUUUGACGACAUUGCCAAAGGAUUCACCGGCACUGCAGGAGACUCCGCCCACUCUCCUCCCCCAGAGGGUGUGGUCACCCUGCCCGUUUCCCCGACGACGGAGAAGGUUCCAAUGGUUGCGUUUCCGACGGAAGAGAAGGAAAAGAAGUGAUCGUCAGCGAAUCUGUAGAUAGUGGAAGCGUUAGAGAACAGGGUUACAGGGUUAGAGACAAGCCCCUUGUGCAUAGAUACUGUAAUGUAGGGAGUAUAAAUUCAAAACAAAACUUUAUUGUCCAUUUUAGGUUGAAUUGGACAUUUAAGGUGCAGGACUAGAGAUAUGCACUGUUAUGGGGAGGAGCUUCCAUAUGAAAUAGCAGCUUAGUGUCGGGGUGUGGAUAGUGGGGAUGAUAAUGUAGCCAUCCUGUAAAUACUUUAACAGAAAUCAUGAGAGUGUGUGUCAAAGAGGAUUUAUGUUUACUGUGUGUCAGUGUGUGCCAGUGUGUGUGUGUGUGCCUUCAGUCAUUUUCUUUUUAACUGCAUAAAGUAUUAAUUACUGUAAGUUAUUAAUGAUCUUUUAUAAUUAGCUUUUACCAAUGGCAAAAUAUUUUAUGACAUUUAUUUUUAGCUGACUUAACUCAUAGACGCCAAUCAUUAAUUAAUCAAUGACCAUUUUUACUACUGCACUUUUAAAUGAUUGACAUUCCAAGUCAAAACCUUUAUAGUAUUAACAUUUAAGAGGGUAAACAUUCCAACAAAUAUGUUCAGUAUUAAACUUCUCAUAUUGUCCUGCACUUGGGUUAAAAGGGGAAUAGGAUUUGGGUUGAUGUGUACUGAGAUCAGUGGGUUUGGGAGGACAGUGGUUUAACCUAAAAAGUUGUUUAUCUGAAAUCCUCUCUGCCUGGUGUAUCAUAACCUAGCCUAUCUGUCUCUCUGCCUGGUGUAUCCUAACCUAGCCUCUAUGUCUCUCUGCCUGGUGUAUCCUAACCUAGCCUCUAUGUCUCUAUGCCUGGUUUAUCCUAACCUAGCCUCUAUGUCUCUAUGCCUGGUGUAUCAUAACCUAGCCUCUAUGUCUCUAUGCCUGGUGUAUCAUAACCUAGCCUCUAUGUCUCCCUGCCUGGUGUAUCAUAACCUAGCCUCUAUGUCUCUCUGCCUGGUGUAUCAUAACCUAGCCUCUAUGUCUCUCUGCCUGGUGUAUCAUAACCUAGCCUCUAUGUCUCUCUGCCUGAUGUAUCAUAACCUAGCCUAUCUGUCUCUCUGCCUGGUGUAUCAUAACCUAGCCUCUAUGUCUCUCUGCCUGGUGUAUCAUAACCUAGCCUCUAUGUCUCUCUGCCUGGUGUAUCAUAACCUAGCCUCUAUGUCUCUCUGCCUGGUGUAUCAUAACCUAGCCUCUAUGUCUCUCUGCCUGGUGUAUCAUAACCUAGCCUCUAUGUCUCUCUGCCUGGUGUAUCAUAACCUAGCCUCUAUGUAUCUCUGCCUGGUGUAUCAUAACCUAGCCUCUAUGUCUCUCUGCCUGAUGUAUCAUAACCUAGCCUCUAUGUCUCUCUGCCUGGUGUAUCAUAACCUAGCCUCUAUGUCUCUCUGCCUGGUGUAUCAUAACCUAGCCUAUCUGUCUCUCUGCCUGGUGUAUCAUAACCUAGCCUCUAUGUCUCUCUGCCUGGUGUAUCAUAACCUAGCCUAUCUGUCGCUCUGCCUGGAAUAUCAUAACCUAGCGCAUCUGUCUCUGGAGCCUGACCUUGAACUGUCACAGAGACUCAACACCACAGACGUGUCUCUCCCUUAACACUGAGUCAGCUAGAACACUGCCCCACCCAUGGCUCACCCAUAUCUGUGGCUUCUGUCUGCCUCAUCAGACUACAUACAGUAUAGGCUUCCAAUGCCUGGCUGGCCUGUCAUAGCUAUGCUAAUGAGGAGUUCAGUAGUAAAAUCUCUUUAAAAUCUCCAAAUAGUACAUCAAAACAUAGAUUCUGGGUUCGGGCCAGUAUGAUUGUAGAAUUCUUUGACAGUAUGAUCACAGUCUCAAUGGGAACUUUGAAGAAUCUCAGGUGUACUGCAAAUCAUGUAUCAGAUAGGGGUAGAGGAGAUAUAUGGAGCAAAGCCAUUCAACCACUAUGGAACAAUGACAUUCAACCACUAUUAGUACUUGGAAAGUCUACAUUAACAUCAGUAUGAUGUAUAGUGGCUACACAGUUUUUGGAGUGAGAUCUCACAAUCUACUAAAGACAACGAAGUGUAAGACGAGCUGUGAUUGCUUUGUGUGUAAAGAAUUCUAUAUAUUCUAUAUAUCAUAGAAUUAAGCCCUACCAAAUAGAAUUUAUCAUAGACUAGAUCUAACCUUUAUAUUUUUAAUCAGACAGUUUCUUAGAGUGAAUUUCUAGUCAUUUUAAGAACCUACCAAGUUUGAAAUAUAUGAUCACAGUAGAUGAUAUAUGAUUUGUUAGGAACAUCCUGAAAAUAGUUGUUCCAACAAGGUGUCUACCGUUAAAUGAGAGUAUAUACCAACACUAAAGUAAUAGUAUUUAUUGUGACAACAACAUGCUAAAAGUGUCUAAAAAUCAUAAAACUUCAGUGGUGUAAUACUGUAUUGUGAUUGUGGAGUCUUGUGUAGGUUUUGACCAGGUUAGUUGUUGUUAUACAUGGUUGUAAGCUAGCGUACAUUCCAUAUUGGUGGCAAAUAUCUUCUCUGUGUCUCGUACAGUAUCUACUAAUACAUUUUUUCCAUCCCUUCCUAGUUGCAUUAUUACUUGUGAUGUUGUUAGUCAUGAUAACUGAACACUUUUCUACCUUUUGGACUAAAACAACAUUUGACCUAUCAUCACUUUGGCAAUCUGGCUUUUCUUAGAUGGUUGUGAAUGUGGUGUGUACAUAUAUACAGUAUGUUAAUAUGUGUCUGUUACAAAAUACAUUCCUGUUAUGAUAGCUUUUCUCAUAGCUUUUAUAACUAAUUUCAUAAUGUUUCUGGCACUGCUGCUUGCACUCUGCGCAAACUACCGAAUGUUGCUAUGGUGAUGAACUGUACCAUUCUCUGCCAUACAUAUUGUACUAACAUGAUGUUAAUGUGUAUAUUAUGAAUGCAAUGGUUCAAUGGGCAUUCUUGUGUAUUAAUUUAUUUUCUUAGAAUGUAAAUGUGCGACUGGACAUUUUUAUUUUAAAAAUACCUUUAUUGGCCCAAUAAUUACAUCAUUAAAAGCACAACAUUUAUUUCAUUUUAAACAACCUAGAAAGUUAAAAACAAGCCCCCCUCGUCCACUGUACAGAAACUGUAACUGAAACCCCACACCCCUACAAAAUCCCCCAGUGCGACUGUAUGAGAGAGAGAGAGAGGAAACUAAACAGAUAUAGAUGAAUGAGUCAAUGAGGACUGUAUAAAUGAGUGUUUUUUUCCUUUUCUAUUAUGUUGUAAUAAAGAGUUACUCAAGCUCUGAGCAACAAAUACAAUAAAAACGGUUUUUAUUUUGAAUGGAAUCUGUGACUUUUGUGGCAUUGAAAAAUCUGAAGGAUCUGAUAUUUUCCCAGGUUUUUUUUCGAGAACUUUUUGUGCUCUAUCUUUGUAAUGUUCAUCACAAAACAACAACAUUUGGCUUUGCUGUGUCUCCUCAAAGACAUAAAUGCACUUUCCUUGUGUCUGUGUGUAUAUAUCAACCUCACUGUAAUGUAUUCUAUGUGUUUUUAUUCUGUGUUCUAUGUAACGCUAUAUCUUGGUAACAAAUGCUGCUUGGUGGAAACUACAUUUACCACGAUACAACACAAAACCUCCCCUGCCUUGUAGAACACACUGAACACUGUAACAACGAAAUGACGUUUGACCUGGAAAUAAAGCCACUAGUGACCAUACCAA